This is a messenger RNA of Triticum urartu, 1082 nucleotides long. The record is from RefSeq and is a predicted model, not a curated record. Lineage: Eukaryota; Viridiplantae; Streptophyta; Magnoliopsida; Poales; Poaceae.
UCCAUGUACCUCGCGAAGAAGCCCGACAAGGCCGACCCCAACGAGGCCCGCCUCUCCCGCUUCACCUGCUGCGCGCUCUCGGGGGCCCCCCUUGCCGCGCCCGCCGUCGUGGAUCGCCUCGGCAACCUGUUCAACAAGGAGGCCCUCGUCGAGGCGCUCAUCCACAAGCGCCUGCCCAAGGCGCUCUCGCACAUCCGUGGGCUCAAGGACAUGAUCCCCAUCCACCUGCACCCCAAGCCCAACGCGGCGGACCAGGAGGUCCGUUUCCAGUGCCCAGUCACUGGGUUCGAGUUCAACGGCAAGUCCCAGUUCCUCGCGCUCCGUGGAUGCGGCCACGUUCUGAGCGUGAAGGCUCUCAAGGAGGUGAAGUCGUCCUCGUGUUUGGUCUGCCAUAAGGAGUUCGAUGAGGCGGACAAGAUGCCCAUCAAUGGGACCGAGGAGGAGGUGGAAGUGUUGAGGCAGAGGAUGGAGGAGGAGAGAGGGAAGCUCAAGGAGAAGAAGGAUAAGAAGCUGGCGAAUGGGCUCAGUGGGAGUAAGCAUGCUGUUGCUGCGGUUGCAGAUGCUGAGAAGUUGGAGAAUGGGAAGAAAGGGGAGGCUGCCCCAGCAAAGCGGUUUAAGGCUGCAGAUCAUGCACCGGCUCAUGCAAACAAGAAAGUGUAUGCGUCAAUUUUCACUUCUUCCAAUAAGUCUGAUUUCAGGGAGACAUACUCAUGCCGGUCACUCCCCCUGGGAAGGAAUUAAAUCGAUGUUGGGGAGAUUCCAAUGGCAUGGAGGUGAACCUCGUGUACUGAUUCAGCGAUUAGCUUCAUACCAUGGCUCGCCCAUAAGUUCUGGUAUUUUUGUUUUAGCUGUUGGUGUUAUCUAUGCUUGAUUGCUGUGUGGAGCUUUCUAGUUUUCACUCGCAGAGAAGCAAUAUGUUUUUAUAAAUGAUUUGUGAAAUAUGUAAUAGCUGUAACACAUAUCAUUGAGUCCAGUCUUCUAGCAAUUUGUCUGAGUAAUGCUCUAGUUUUCAUUCAAAGAGAAGCAAUAUGUUCUUAUAAAUGCUUUGUGAAAUAUGUAAUGGUUGAAACAGUUGGCGCUUA